AUGGCAACUAGCAAAUUAAGUGGCACAAAAAACAUUCACCCAUCAUCUGGGGACUCUACGCGUACAACUGAAAUUCGACGUAUGAACAUGCAAAGAAUGCAAAAUGUCCUCCUCAUUUGGUUGGACAACAAUAUUAAUGAAACUACUGCUGAUUGUAGUAAUACAAUCAAACAAUUAAAACGUGUAGUUAACAACGUAAACACGUUUACUGAUGGUGAAGAAUGUGUGGAAUUUAUUCAAACCAUUAAUAACAACAAAGUAUGUAUGAUUGUUUCUGGUUCACUUGGGAAACAUAUUGUGCCUCAUGUGCAUGAUAUGUCCCAAGUAGACACCAUUUUCAUUUUUUGUAACAAUCAACAAUGGCAUAAACAAUGGGCCAAAGAAUGGCCCAAAAUAAAAGGAGUCUUCACAGAUAUAACAUCAAUCUGUGAAGCUCUCAAGGAAGCUGCUCACCAAUGUGAGCAAAAUGCCACAUCAAUCAGCUUUGUGGCAUCAAACAAGAAAUUGGAUCAAUUAGAUCCAUCAUUUAUGUAUACUCAGAUCUUGAAAGAGAUCUUAUUAACCAUCAAAUUCGAAGACAAACAUUUCAAAGAAUUUAUUACUUAUUGUCGUGAAGUAUAUAAAGAUGAUGAAAAUGAAUUACAAAAUGUUAAUCAACUACAAACAACAUAUAAAAACAACAUACCAAUAUGGUGGUAUACAUGGGAUGCAUUUUUAUAUCGUAUGCUCAAUCAAGCAUUAAGACAAAUGAAUGUUGAUAUGAUUGUCCGAAUAGGUUUCUUUAUUAAGGAUCUACAUCGUGAUAUUCAACGACUACAUUCGGAGCAAUUUGAUGGCCAUCAAUCAGGUACAACACUUACAGUUUACCGUGGACAAGGUCUUUCAAAAGAAGAUUUCGCCGAAAUGACAAAAACUAAAGGUGGACUUCUUUCAUUCAACAACUUUUUAUCAACUAGUAAAAAUCGUGAUGUUUCUCUUAACUUUGCACAACAAGCUGCUACGAAUCCUGAUCUUGUUGGAAUUUUAUUUGUUAUGUCAAUUAAUCCUACGAAUUUAACAACUCCAUUUGCUUCUGUUAGUGAUGUUAGUUAUUUUCAUACAGAAGAUGAAGUUCUCUUUUCUAUGCAUACUAUUUUUCGUAUUGGAGACAUUAAACCAAUGGAUGGAAACAGUCAUCUCUAUAAAGUGAAUUUAACAUUGACUAGUGACAAUGAUCAAGAUCUUCGUACUCUUACUGAUCGUAUACGACAAGAGACCUUUCCAGAUAAUGAAGGAUGGGAGAGAUUAGGAUUACUGUUAAUUAAAAUGGGACAGUUUAAGAAGGCUCAAGAAGUGUAUGCAGUUUUACUUCAUCAAACAACGGAUGAAAGUGGUAAGGCAUCUAUUUAUGAUCAACUAGGUAAGAUCAAAUAUAAUCAGGGAGAGUAUCCAGAAGCACUUACAUACUAUGAAAAAACACUUGCUAUUGAUCAGAACACACUUCCUUCCAAUCAUCUUAAUUUGGCUGUAUCCUAUAACAACAUCGGUGUGGUGUAUAGAAAAAUGGGUGAUUAUUCAAAAGCACUUUCAUUUUAUGAAAAAGCCCUUGCAAUUCGACAACAAUCACUUCCUUCCAAUCAUUCUGAUUUGGGUGGUUCCUAUAACAACAUCGGUGCGGUAUACAACGAUAUGGGUGACUAUCCAAAAGCACUUUCUUAUUAUGAAAAAGCCCUUGUAAUUCGACAACAAUCACUUCCUUCCAAUCAUCCUGAUUUGGGUGGUUCUUAUAAUAACAUUGGUAAUGUGUAUUACAACAGGGGUGAUUAUCCAAAAGCACUUUCUUAUUAUGAAAAAGCUCUUGCAAUUGGACAACAAUCACUUCCUUCCAAUCAUCCUGAUUUGGGUGGUUCUUAUAACAACAUCGGUAAUGUGUAUAGAAACAUGGGCGAUUAUCCAAAAGCACUUUCUUAUUAUGAGAAAGAUCUUGCAAUUGGAAAACAGUCACUUCCUUCCAAUCACCCUGACUUGGGUGCUUCCUAUGACAACAUCGGUAUGGUGUAUGAGUUUAUGGGCAAUUAUUCAAAAGCUCAUUCAUUUUAUGAACGUGCUGUACAAAUUGCACAGCAAUCGUUACCAACAAAUCAUCCUGAUCUUCAAAAGUGGAGAAAAAACCUCGAAGACAUGAAAAAGAAAUUAUAA
This is a messenger RNA of Adineta steineri, 2178 nucleotides long. The record is from the annotation of a GenBank genome assembly. Lineage: Eukaryota; Metazoa; Rotifera; Eurotatoria; Adinetida; Adinetidae.